AUGUCAGCUCGUUUGUUGCACCCAGACGAGUACGAGCUGGCCUCGCGAUCGUCGGCCGACACGGACGGCACCUUCAAUCUCGACGAUGAUGAUUUCGAGUCUCAAACCCCAGCCACAUCAAGACUCAGGUAUCGGCGAAAACCGUGGCUCACUCGGCUAUUCUCGCCAUCUGGAUAUCGACAGUUGAAGUCCCAUGCGCGACCGAUUUUCCUUCGCUCCGCUCGUUCAAGCUGCGUGCCUCGCUUCUGCGCUCGUCGACGAUGCUGCGGCCUUCAUAUUGUUCUCGGGGUUGUACUGGGCUUGGUCGCAUUCGCCUCUAUCUUCUUCCCUUCAUACACCCACCCUCCCGGACAUUAUGCGACGCUGCGACAGUCGGCAUUGGACGGGAAUAUCGCUGGGCGGGGAAACCCACUUAACCAGAAAGUAUUCAUCGCUGCAAGUCUCUACGAUCGAGGGGGCGAUCUCGCUCGGGGCCAGUGGGGUACGCAGCUACUACAGCUCAUCGACUUGCUUGGUCCGAAAAAUGUGUUUGUAAGCAUAUAUGAGAAUGACAGCGGGAAAGAAGGUGGUGCGGCACUGCGUGAACUGGAGCAACAAAUCCCGUGCGCCAAGUCGAUUGUCUUUGAAGAGCAUCUGGACCUCAAGACCAUCCCGUCGAUCAUUUUACCCGGAGGUGAGACGCGUACACCGCGCAUCGAAUAUCUCGCGGAGCUUCGCAACCGAGCUCUUAAGCCGAUCAACGACCAUCCCGAGACUCGGUACGACAAACUCCUUUACUUGAACGAUAUCUUUUACGAUCCCAUUGACGCUCUGCAACUCUUGUUCUCAACAAACCUGAAUGAAGCAGGAGAGUCGCAGUACCGCGCAGCGUGCGCCGUCGACUUUGAUAACCCUUUCAAAUUUUAUGACACCUAUGCCACACGCGACCUGGAGGGAUACUCAAUGGGAUUACCGUUCUUCCCGUGGUUCUCCAGUGCGGGCGAUGCUGCCAGUCGCUCCGACGUACUGCACGGGAAGGAUGCCGUCCGAGUCCGGAGCUGUUGGGGUGGCAUGGUGGCCUUCGACGCCAAAUACUUUCAAGACCCAUUGCCGGGUGGCACGACUCCAGCACGAUUCCGCUCAACCUCCGAGCUAUUUUGGGAAGGCUCUGAAUGCUGUCUCAUUCAUGCUGAUCUGAAAGAUCCCCAAGCCGGCCUCGACGGGGUCACCGCUACGGGCAUCUACAUGAACCCAUACAUCCGAGUUGCAUAUGACCAACGCACUCUUUCAUGGCUCUGGAUCACCCGGCGAUGGGAGCGUCUGUACUCGCUGAUUCACAAUAUCGGCAAUCAUCUGGUGGGGUUACCAUGGUAUAAUCCUCGUCGAGCCGAGGUGACGGGCGCGCGAGUUGAGGAAACCGUCUGGGUCCCCGACGGCAACCACGAUGGUGGAGGUUCUUUCCAGACAAUCGCGCGUACCGCUGGAAACGAUGGUUAUUGUGGACAUCGAAGUCAACAAGUCAUUGUUGAGAACCGUAAGCCUGGCCAAAAAGGGUUCGAGAAUGUCCCGGUGCCAUCAUGA
Penicillium oxalicum is the source of this 1560-nucleotide messenger RNA. RefSeq names its product glycosyltransferase family 69 protein. The transcript has a single exon. The record is from RefSeq and is a predicted model, not a curated record. NCBI's taxonomy places the organism in Eukaryota, Fungi, Ascomycota, Eurotiomycetes, Eurotiales, Aspergillaceae. The coding region runs from base 1 to 1560 and encodes 519 amino acids.